Molecule: messenger RNA, 1822 nt
Organism: Lobosporangium transversale
Lineage: Eukaryota; Fungi; Mortierellomycota; Mortierellomycetes; Mortierellales; Mortierellaceae
Product: actin family
Exons: 3
Coding region: 476-1582 (368 amino acids)
Source: RefSeq, a predicted model, not a curated record
CUAAAUAUAUAUCGAAGUAUGUAACAGUUCCACGUUCCUGUAUAUUAGCCAUACCUUGAAAUUACCAGCAAUCUGCAAUAUUCCUUCAUCUUCUAUGCUUUUACUUUGUCGUUACAAUCUGUAUCUGUAUUGUUAGCAUGCUUCGCGUUUAUCAUGCCUGCAUUUUACGAUGCGCAACUAUUAUUAUUAUUAUUAUUGAUAUUGUCAUCCAGCGAGCUGCUUGACCUAUUACAGCUGCCAAAAGCCUCUAAGCUGCUUUUCGUGCAUUUUUUUCUUCGCCCACAAGAUGAUAGCUAGUGUUAUUUGAUUUGAAGAUACGGCUUCACGAUCUGCAGAGGAGUGAAUAUGUGUUUGCUCAUGACGGCUGUUCCUUUUUAUACCUUUUCUCUUUGGACUCCACUAAUAGUUGCUUUCCUAUCUUAACUUAUCCCCCUAUACCUUACUCUGACGUCCUUCUAACUUCAAUCGUAAUAGAAUGGAAAGCGGGAUUGUUAACGUGGUUAUUGAUAGUGGUUCCGGCAUGUGCAAGGCUGGUUUCGCUGGAGAUGAUUCCCCUCGUGCUGUUUUCCCCGCCGUUGUCGGCUCGCCUGGCAAGGAUAAGAAGGACACUUAUGUUGGAGACGAGGCUCAAAAAAAACGUGCUAUCCUCACCUUGAAGCAACCAAAUGAGCAUGGUAAUGUCAUCAGUUGGGAUGAUAUGGAGAAGAUCUGGCAGCAUGUCUUCUACAACGAGCUUCGUGUUGCCCCUGAGGAACACCCUGUUCUCUUGGCCGAGGCUCCUCUCAAUCCUAAGCCUAAUCGUGAAAGAAUGACUCAGAUUAUGUUCGAUACCUUCAAUGUCCCUGCCUUCUAUCUCUCUAACCAGGCUGCUUUGUCCUUGGUGGCUGUGGGCCGUACCACUGGUAUUGUCCUCGACUCUGGUUAUAAUGCCACCUAUGCUGUCCCUAUUUAUGAAGGUUAUGCUCUCCCCCACGCUGUCCUCCGUCUCGAUCUUGCUGGCCGUGACUUGACUGAUUACCUCAUGAAGAUCCUCAUGGAGCGUGGUUACUCUUUCUCUACCUCUGCUGAGCGUGAAAUCGUCCGUGACAUCAAGGAGAAGCUCUGCUAUGUUGCUUUGGACUUUGAACAAGAGAUGCAGACCGCUGCUUCAUCAUCAGCUCUCGAGAAAUCAUAUGAGCUUCCUGAUGGUCAGGUCAUUACCAUCGGAAACGAACGUUUCCGUGCCCCUGAAGCACUCUUCCAGCCCUCACUUUUUGGCCAUGAAGGUGAUGGUAUCCACGAGACCGUCUUCAACUCUGUCAUGAAAACGGAUGUUGAUAUUCGUCGUGGUUUGUACGGAAACAUUGUUCUGUCUGGUGGCACCACCUUGUUUUCUAAUUUUGCUGACCGUAUCCAUAAGGAGGUUGCUCCCCUUACACCUGCCUCCAUGCAGAUCAAGGUCAUUGCUCCUCCAGAACGCAAGUACUCUGUCUGGAUCGGAGGCUCCAUUCUUGCCUCACUCUCAACCUUCCAACAGAUGUGGAUCUCUAAGCUGGAGUACGAGGAGGAAGGCCCUUCAAUUGUCCACCGUAAAUGCCUUUAGCACCCAACUAGCAUGGAUAGAUUGAAAGAAUGGAUGCUCUCUCUGAAAGGACAUACAUAUCAGGAAGCAAUGGCGUAACCACACGGAGAAACGCGUCUCGAAUGGCGGCUCGGAUCAAUAUUCUGUUAUCUUUUAUAUCUCCUGCUUUACUGGUACCAUUCAUUGUGGUGAGAGUGUUUGUUCAAUAAAAUCAUCUGGUGCAAGUCAUCCAGUUUGAAAGCUUCCUAAAAUAAAACGUAG